This is a messenger RNA of Bradysia coprophila, 990 nucleotides long. RefSeq lists its product as uncharacterized. NCBI's taxonomy places the organism in Eukaryota, Metazoa, Arthropoda, Insecta, Diptera, Sciaridae. The record is from RefSeq and is a predicted model, not a curated record.
UACAGACAUGUUUUGUUUACAACUUUUAAAAUUAAUGUUUGAUCGAUAAUAAUCCUUUCCGAUCCAAGCUGGUUAUAGCUUUUGGAAAUUCAGUUUGUUUCGUUAAUCUGUCCAAUCAUGAACGUUAAAGUUACGAAAAAAUCAUCGCCUCGUCGGCCGGCUCAAGAAGUACCUCAAUAUCAGAAACGACGUACCGUAGCUGACCAUGUAAAAGAUAACAUGCUGUGUGCAGGAAAACAGAACUACCAUCAACGCAUAAUUUUUGUGGUGCAUCACAUACAUUCGGAUAAAAAAGACCGAGUUAAAGAACUUCGAAAAACAUUAAAUAAACUGGUCAUUGCGUCCAAUCAAGCGGCUACUAGUGAUAAAUUGACAGGACUGAUGAUGUUCUACAGUGAAUAUUCGGUGUAUAUGGUUGAAGGCGGAGAAGAGAAUAUUGGAAAUUUUAUGAAAUCAUUCAGCGGUGCUACAAAAGAGUUCUUUGCUGAAGGCAAGGUCGUGCUAAUUUACAACAAUUCAAAUAGGAGAUUUUUCGGAAAAAUGUAUUAUGCAUACGCCAUCCCAAAUGAAAAGUUCUCAUCCGAAAAUCUGGAAGACCACGAACUGAUCGGAAAUAUUAUCGAAAAAGUGACUAAAAUUUGUCUGCAAAUAGUCGAGAAUCCAGCGACCAUUGACGAUACUUCGCACAUCAAAACGGACGAUGUGGAAAUGUUGCCCCAAAUAGAGUUGCUGGAGAAAAUUUUAAGAAUACCUUCACUGCAAUCAAUCACAGAAUUUGCGGACAUUUUCUGUUGUGUUCCAGAAUUUUUCGAUUACGAAACGAAUGUUUGGCCACAUCCAUAUGACUUUCUGCCGGAUAAUGUAUUUGACUGGGGAAAAUUUGAUGUUAAUUUGACCAAACAGUAAACUCCAAACGAACACUUCUCUAAUGUGUUUUACGUGCUAGAUAUUUUAAGACCUAAAAUUUUCGGAAAGAGCUCAUUAAAUCUA